CCCUUCUUAUAUCGCCGCGGGCAGCGGGCGGCGAGGUCGGAGACAUGGCCGCCGUGCUGGUGUUCCUGUUGGGGCUGGCGCUGCUGGGCGCGCGGGGCGGCUCCGGGGCCGAGAGCCGGAUCUGGACUGCUGUCAGUGACGCCGGUGCCAAAGUCCGUCUCACCUGUGCCAUGAACGACAGUGCUGUGGACAUCACCGGCCACCGCUGGAUGAAGGGGGACAAGUUGCUGAGAGAGGACUUGCUGCCAGACCUGAGGACGGAGUACGAGGUGGACCACGCCGAGCGCGCCGGCGAGUACUCCUGCAUCUACCUGCCGGAGCACGCGGGCAGGGCCAGCAUCCAGGUGCCCGGGCCCCCCAAGGUUAAGGCUGUGAAGUCGUCCGAGAAUGCCGACGAGGGGGACCGGGUGGUGCUGGCCUGCAAGUCGGACUCCUUCCCCCCGGUUCUCAUCUGGAAGUGGCACCGGACCAACGAGUCGGGAGAGCAGGUGAUCACCAACUCCUCCCGGGGCGACAAGUACUUCGUGGUCUCCUCUGACCACAAGUCAGAGCUCCACAUCCUGGACCUGGACGUGGACGCCGACGCCGGCAAGUACCACUGCAGCGCGAGCAACGCGCAGGGCGACGGCCAGGACGUCAUCACCCUGCGGGUGCGCAGGCACCUGGCGGCCCUCUGGCCCUUCCUGGGCAUCGUGGCCGAGGUGCUCGUGCUGGUCACCAUCAUCUUCAUCUACGAGAAGCGCCGGAAGCCCGAUGAGGUCCUGGACGGUGUCCUGCAGGACGACGACACGGGUUCCGCGCCUCUGAAGAGCAGCGGGCACCACAUGAACGACAAAGACAAGAGCGUCCGCCAGCGGAACGCCACCUGAGCGGGUGUGGCAGGAGGAGUCUGCGCCCCAGGAGCCCAGUGUCCCCACUCCGCGGGGCUCCCAGCCCCUCCUCAUAAAGGAAGCCACCAGGCCGAGCAGACGGCGUUGUGGAUUCAGAUCACAUGUUUUCUGUCCUCUAAAAAAGCCAGGCGAGGGUUUCUCUACACACGGGAGCCUGUGCCGCAGCGGGCGAGUUUCUCCUCCUAAGCGUGUCUCGAGCUCCAGGGGAGGGUCUCGGCCCUCCCGGCCUCUCCCGGGCUUCCAUUCUCCGCACACUGCCCCUGCCCGUCCCCCAACCGCCCCAGCCGCCUGUCUCCUCAGUGCCCCCCUCGCCGUCCCUGGCAUUUAGCCCCCAAGUCCACUUGUCCUGUCCGUCAAGUGUGGCUGCCACUCGGCGUCAGAGUGGCGGGGCGGCCGGCCUGCGCCCCGGCGCCCUCCCUGACGGUCCCGCCCCUUGGCCGUCACAGGCCGAGCAUGUCCCACCUUCUGAAGCCAGUGCUGUUGGGAAACGUCAGGUCUGUGUUGCAGCUUGAGGCACACUAGCUACAGAGGGCGGCCCCCUCAGCGCCCCCUGACCACAUGCCUGGGGUCUGGGCAACUGCAGGAGCCCCCUUUGCAGCGAGGCCUGCUUCUGCUGCUCCCUCUCCACAGCUCCCUUCCCCUCCCCCAAUAAAGAGUGGCCACCUCAGUCUCCA
Messenger RNA from Condylura cristata (star-nosed mole), 1564 nucleotides. It is a transcript of the gene BSG, whose product is annotated as basigin (Ok blood group). Gene Ontology annotation, molecular function: cell adhesion molecule binding. Lineage: Eukaryota; Metazoa; Chordata; Mammalia; Eulipotyphla; Talpidae. Gene Ontology annotation, cellular component: cell-cell junction. The coding region runs from base 45 to 869 and encodes 274 amino acids. The transcript is spliced from 9 exons. Gene Ontology annotation, biological process: cell-cell adhesion. The record is from RefSeq and is a predicted model, not a curated record.